Messenger RNA from Mesitornis unicolor (brown roatelo), 1860 nucleotides. RefSeq names its product chromosome unknown open reading frame, human C19orf44. Lineage: Eukaryota; Metazoa; Chordata; Aves; Mesitornithiformes; Mesitornithidae. The transcript is spliced from 6 exons. The annotation marks the transcript as partial. The record is from RefSeq and is a predicted model, not a curated record.
AGACACAGCGAUGCUCCCCGCGGAACCAUCACAGCCGGGCGCAGCGUCCUUCCCCGCUCCUGUAGUGACCUCUCCGAGCUUGACACAGAGGUGGAGAAAACUGGAAGAGCUCCGUUCUCCCGCAGCAGGUUCCUCAAGGUACGCAACGAAAACCUACAUGGAACGCAGCGGUGCCAGACGUGGGGAAGCGCUGUGCAGACUGCGAGUGGACAUGUAGCGAAGAGCACUCCGAGUUGUGCUUCCCACACACGGUCGAGCUCAGCUCUGAGGAGAGCGGCACAACUAGAAAGCAAAAUAAUGAAUCGAAAAAAGCAGAUGGAACUGCAAAAGACUGACUUGGGCCAGAAGCCUUUGAGUGAAGAGUCCUCCUCUGCAUCCAGUCACAAAUGCAGCGCAAGGGGCAAGAAAUACCUGAAGAAUUAUGCAAGUGCCAGUGGAAAAGUGACCCUCACAAAUUCUUGUUCUAAGGCAGAAGAAAACAUCCAAAGCCCUAAGAAGAACAUUAUGGGUUUGGAUAGUGAUGAAGAGGAGAUGAGGCAGCUGAUGAGGAGCUCUUUGGAGUUUUCCAGUGGAAAUAAGGAUCUGAGGGUUGUUGCAAGUGAUUCUAAAUGGGGUGGAAAGACUCCAGGAAUGACUCUUCCAUCUCAUAAGGAAAUUUCACUGUCAGAGGUAUCUAAAGCAUCUUCUUUUCAUAGCAUAGGCUCAGAGAAAAGUGUUUUUGGUAGAAUUAAUUCACCAAUACCUUCACCAGCCAGCAGAAACCUGUCAGAACGACAUAAUAUGAGAUCUCAAUUGCCAUCUUCUUUCACAAAAGACCGUACUAUCAAGAUUACUCUGCCUAGAACAGGCAACGCCAAGCAAAGUCAAAUAUCACUUGAAAGUGACAACAGUGAAAUAAAAUCAUUAGAUGAAUUAUUUUCAAAAGCAGCUGAUGCAGAAGAUUCACUCAGCAGCAGCUCAAAUGACUUCAGGCUGAAUAUCCUGAGCCUUGAUGAUUUGGCACCAAAUAUCACCAGUGAGGCAGCAGAAUUCAAGCAGAAAGAGACAGAUGUAGAAAUUACUCAAGAAUCAAACAGAAAUCCAAAAAGAGAUGCAUUCCUGGUGGAAAAAGACAAAGAUCUUAAAAUGUCAAGUGCAGUGACUGGUGUGAAUGAUGCUUCUGAAGGGGAUACUGAAAAAAAUGUGACUGAAGUGGAAAUCUCUGAGCAUUUAAAUGGAGUUUCUGCAGAUUUCCCUAGACACAAGCAGGAUUGUCUGGAUCAGGAUGAAGGAACUGUUAAUUCAGAAUAUUCUGAAGACUUUGAAAGCUCUCUGUCUACACCAGAUGGAGAUUCUGGAUCACAAAAGUCAGAGGCACAUUCUGAGAGCUGCACAUAUUCUGGCAAACACCCAUGUUCAACAUCAGCACCUCCAUUUACCAGAGAGCGGCAUGAGCAGGUACACAGAGUAACCGUCAAAGAAACUGCGGUUCAGACAGCAGAUCCUCCAUUCACCUAUUGCUGGUCAAAGACAAACACCCCUGCAGUGCUUGCCCCACCUGUAGGAAACAGCUACGUCGAUCCAGCACCCAUUGCCAGUCAUGUCAUCAGCAUGGAUGCAGUAGAAGCCCUGACAGCAUACAGGCCCUCAGCUCUUGUUCUGAACACCAUGUUGAAGCAGCACCUGAUGUUGACUCAGCAGUUUGUAGAGAACAUUCACCACCUUCACCUCUCCCUGGUGGAGUCCUUAGAGAGUGAGAAGUACCACUACCACACCCUGGAAGAGGCUAAACAGUACAUCAAGAAUCACAAAUCCCCACCUCUAACAAUUAAGCAAGCACGUGAAGAAAUUCAGAAAGCACAGGAGGAAAAACUGCUUUGA